UGUAACGCGAUCUGGAAGAGUUAAGAAAGCCAAAGUCUUCAAGCCUCAAACAAUUUGCAAAUGCUUGAAACAGUUAUGCUCAAUAAAAAUUGAUGUCUUGCGCCAGAAAGAAAUUUUCGAUGCAUUUUAUCUACAUUCUGAUUGGACGCAGAAAACAUUGUUUAUUCGAGGAUCGGUACAAACAAAACCAGUUGCAUCGAAAAAAUCUGCAUUGUUUCCUUUGAUCGCUUCAAAAAAUCGGGACAUAAAUUGCAGUUACCGUUUUGUCGACACCAAUAAAAUAUCGCAAGAAGUCUGUCGUGAUUUUUUUCUUGAAUGUUUACAAGUGCCGGCGUCGAGAGUGUAUGCGGCUAUCAAAUCUACAACGGAAAAUCCGUCGGGAAAAGAAAAUCGUGGAAGAGCUCCACCGAAAAACAAAAUCACAGAACAACAGAGGCAAUGGAUUACGCAAUUUAUUGACCAAAUUCCACAAUAUGAAUCUCAUUACGGCCGUAAACAAUCCGCUCGGAAAUAUUUGAGCCCUACGCUGAAUGUGAUUACACUUUACCGUGAAUUCAAACGUGUGAUGGAAUUUCGCAACAUAAAUGAAGAUGAGAUUCCCAAAGAAAAUAUUUUUCGGUCGAUUUUUAAUACCGAAUACAAUUUAUCGUUUAAAAAACGGCACACCGACACAUGCAAAACUUGCGAUGAAAUGAAGACAAAAUUUCAGAGUAGACUCACGUCAACAGCCCGAAAAAAUGAGCUCGAAAAAGAAAAAGAAAAACAUUUGUCACUCGUCGAACGAACCAAUGCAUCUUUCCGCAAUGAUAUUGAAGCUGCGAUUGAAAGCAAAGGAAAAACAGCGGUCUUAACAUUCGACCUUCAGAAGACACUUGAAACACCAUCUCUCACCACAUCAGUCGUUUUCUACAAACGACAAUUAUGGACGUACAACUUAUGUGUGUACGAUGAAAUUGAAAAGAAAGGUUAUAUGUAUGUUUGGGCCGAGAAUAUAGCAUCACGCGGCGGCCAAGAGGUGGGAUCUUGUCUCAUAAAACAUCUCAACAACCAUAUUUCGAACGAAACAACAAAAAUCAUCUUGAAUUCGGAUUCAUGUCCUGGCCAGAAUCGAAACAUUAAACUGACAUUGUUCCUGAAGAAAUUUUUGUCUGAACAUAGCACUGUUGAAUCGAUUGAGCAAAAAUUCUUCGUCUCAGGCCACAGCUACAAUAGUUGUGAUCGCUGUUUCAGCCUCAUUGAAAAGCGUAAGCGAUUUACUGGUGAUGUUUACACCCCAGAUGAUUGGAUAAAAGUGAUUUCCGAAUCGAAAGUGAGCGAACCAAAGUUUGAAAUAACAAAAAUGCUGCCAGAAGAUUUCAUUUCCUCUGAACAAUUGGAAAAAAUGAUUGUGAACCGAAAGAAAGAUGUGCAAAAAGUAAAAAUUAACUGGAAUCAUUUUCGAAAAAUUCUCUACUUGAAAAAUGAUUUGUUUCAUAUCAUUGUCGAAGAGAAGGACACAUGGAAACAUAUCGACAUACAAAAGAGAGGCAUUGAUGAGACCGAAUUUUGCGAAACUCCAAUGGAAUGUUUGUAUCCGAACGGAAACGAAAUCAACCAAAAAAAGUUUGACGAUUUAAUGGAGCUAUUGAAGUUCAUCCCAAGCAAACAUCAUUCAUUCUACCACAAUUUGAUUCCUGCUCGCGAUGCGAUUGACUUUGGCUUAGCCAGUGAUAGCGAAGAUGAAUCGUAUGACGAUGACGUUAUUAUUGUUGAUGAUGAAUAA
Molecule: messenger RNA, 1762 nt
Organism: Sitodiplosis mosellana (orange wheat blossom midge)
Lineage: Eukaryota; Metazoa; Arthropoda; Insecta; Diptera; Cecidomyiidae
Exons: 2
Coding region: 566-1762 (398 amino acids)
Source: RefSeq, a predicted model, not a curated record